AUGAGAAUCCCAACCUACGUCUCCAUCUUCCUCGCUCUUCUCGUGCUUGGUGCCGGUGCCUCUCCUAUCCCAAACGAAGGGUCCGAUGUUCCUGCACCAGGCCCCGGAAAUGACCCCCAAGGUCCAGGACAAGGUGGAGGCAGUGAAGGUGAUGGUCCCGGACAAGGGGGACAGAACCCCGGAGAGGGUGAAGGCGAUGGUCCAGCACAUGGAGGACAAGAACAUGAGAACCUUGGAGAGGGCAAUGGCCUGGCGUGGAAGGUCCGUCGGGUCGUGGAGACGGAUGUGUCAGUUGUGAUUGGAACAAGUGUUGUUGGGUUGCCGACAGCUACGCCGUGGAUUUAG
This is a messenger RNA of Aspergillus melleus, 345 nucleotides long. RefSeq lists its product as uncharacterized. The transcript has a single exon. The coding region runs from base 1 to 345 and encodes 114 amino acids. NCBI's taxonomy places the organism in Eukaryota, Fungi, Ascomycota, Eurotiomycetes, Eurotiales, Aspergillaceae. The record is from RefSeq and is a predicted model, not a curated record.